CACCCUACCCACACCUAGGAUGUGGCUGGGCCGCCGGGCCCUGUUCGCGCUGGUCCUGCUGCUCGCCUGCGCCUCGCUGGGGCUCCUGUACGCGAGCACCCGGGACAUGACCGGCCUCCGGGCACCUCUUGCGCCGUGGGCGCCCCCGCAGAGCCCCCGCAGGCCUGAGCUGCCAGAUCUUGCUCCUGAGCCCCGCUACGCACACAUCCCGGUCAGGAUCAAGGAGCAAGUAGUCGGGCUGCUGGCUCAGAACAACUGCAGUUGUGAGUCCAGCGGGAGGGGCCUUCCCCUCCCAUUCCAGAAACAAGUCCAAGCCAUUGACCUCACCAAGGCCUUUGACCCUGCAGAGCUGAGGACUGCCUCCGCCACAAGAGAGCAGGAGUUCCAGGCCUUUCUAUCAAGGAGCCAGUCCCCAGCUGACCAACUUCUCAUAGCCCCUGCCAACUCCCCACUCCAGUACCCGCUGCAGGGUGUGGAAGUUCAGCCCCUCAGGAGCAUCUUGGUGCCAGGGCUGAGCCUUCAGGCAGCUUCUGGUCAGGAGGUAUAUCAGGUGAACCUGACUGCCUCCCUGGGCACCUGGGAUGUGGCAGGGGAAGUGACUGGAGUGACUCUCACUGGAGAGGGGCAGGCAGAUCUCACCCUUGUCAGCUCAGGGCUGGACCAACUCAACAGGCAACUACAACUGGUCACUUACAGCAGCCGAAGCUACCAGACCAACACAGCAGACACAGUCCGGUUCUCCACCAAGGGACAUGAGGCUGCCUUCACCAUCCGCAUAAGACACCCCCCCAACCCUCGGCUGUACCCACCUGGGUCUCUACCCAAGGGAGCGCAGUACAACAUCAGCGCUCUAGUCACGAUUGCCACCAAGACCUUCCUCCGUUAUGAUCGGCUACGGGCUCUCCUCGCCAGUAUCCGCCGCUUCUACCCGACAGUCACCGUGGUCAUCGCUGACGACAGUGACAAGCCAGAACGCGUUAGCGGCCCCUACGUGGAGCACUAUCUCAUGCCCUUCGGCAAGGGCUGGUUCGCGGGCCGGAACCUGGCCGUGUCCCAAGUAACCACCAAGUACGUGCUGUGGGUGGAUGACGACUUCGUCUUCACAGCACGGACGCGGCUGGAGAGGCUUGUGGACGUGCUGGAGCGGACGCCUCUGGACCUGGUCGGGGGCGCAGUGCGCGAGAUCUCCGGCUUCGCCACCACCUACCGGCAGCUGCUGAGCGUGGAUCCCGGCGCCCCAGGCCUCGGGAACUGCCUCCGGCAAAGGCGCGGCUUCCACCACGAGCUCGUCGGCUUCCCAGGCUGCGUGGUCACCGACGGUGUGGUUAACUUCUUCCUGGCGCGGACUGACAAGGUGCGCGAGGUCGGCUUCGAUCCUCGCCUCAGCCGCGUGGCUCACCUGGAAUUCUUCCUGGAUGGGCUUGGUUCCCUUCGGGUUGGCUCCUGCUCCGAUGUCGUGGUAGAUCAUGCAUCCAAAUUGAAGUUGCCUUGGACAUCAAGGGAUGCCGGGGCAGAGACUUACGCCCGGUACCGUUACCCAGGAUCACUGGACGAGAGCCAAAUGGCCAAACACCGGCUGCUCUUCUUCAAACACCGGCUGCAGUGCAUGACCUCCCAGUGAUGGCCCGCAGGGGAUUUCUGACUGUCAGGCUGGGCCUGCCUCCUUGUCCCUGCCAGAAAUUUCCAGCAAAUCCCACCACCCUGUGAGCACUCUACUGACUGUCCCUGAGCCCCUAGUUCCUCACUCUUCCCUUUCCAAACUGGAUGCCCAAUCGGGGUUGUCCUGGUAACACCCCUCCUUUUUUGAGUGCCCAGAGGCCUGGUGGAGCCAUAACCUCUCCCACAGCCAGUGCCAAGUCCUCCCCUCUCCCCAUUCUCAUGGGGCAGGAAAUGGGGGGAUCACUUUCCAAGUGCCAAAGAGCCCAGGGGGACUCUAAGAACCUAAGGUGGAAACACUGUCUGUCCUCUCAUCUUCUUAGGACUGAAGGGGUGGGGAAGUUCUCCAACACAUAAUCUCAAGACAGUGCCCUUCACCUGCAUCUUCAAAUCCAGUACUCUGCACAUGCUCCAGCCCCACCCCGACAGACAGAACUUGUGGCUCUGGGGCUGGGGCGAGGGCUGGUGAACACAUGGUGAAAGCCAUUCUUAGUGUGUCUCUGCAAUGCUGUGGGCACAAAAGAAGGGGCACCAGAGUCCCUGUGCAAACAGCUAGACUCACUUCAUGGA
Messenger RNA from Saimiri boliviensis boliviensis (Bolivian squirrel monkey), 2226 nucleotides. It is a transcript of the gene B4GALNT1, whose product is annotated as beta-1,4-N-acetyl-galactosaminyltransferase 1. Gene Ontology annotation, molecular function: acetylgalactosaminyltransferase activity. Gene Ontology annotation, biological process: ganglioside biosynthetic process. The record is from RefSeq and is a predicted model, not a curated record. NCBI's taxonomy places the organism in Eukaryota, Metazoa, Chordata, Mammalia, Primates, Cebidae. Gene Ontology annotation, cellular component: Golgi membrane.